Messenger RNA from Paramecium tetraurelia, 975 nucleotides. RefSeq lists its product as uncharacterized. The record is from RefSeq and is a predicted model, not a curated record. NCBI's taxonomy places the organism in Eukaryota, Ciliophora, Oligohymenophorea, Peniculida, Parameciidae. The transcript is spliced from 3 exons.
AUGUUCGAUGGUUAUUGUAGGUAAAUUAUGUAACCUAAGCGUGUUGCUUAUAACAAAUCAGAUUUAGAAUGUGGUUAUCCGAGAUAAGAUUUCUAGUUGCAAGGAUUACAAUGUUCUCUAUAUAAAUGCAAUAAGUACACACAAUCAUGCGUAUUAUAUUUGCAUGGGUAUAAUGGAUCAAGGUUAGAAGCUGUGUAAUAUGCUUCCUUUGUAUGCAAGAGUGAUUUCGAUUUUUGUUCAUUUGAUUUUUAGGCAGCUGGGUAGUCUGAAGGAGACUUUGUGACAUUUGGUUUAAAAGAGGAGGAGAACGUGGCGUUAGUGAUUCGACACUUGAAGGAGAAAUAUUUUCACAUCAUCUUGUGGGGCAGAUCAAUGGGAGCUACGACAGCCUUGAUGUACACUCAGAAGAACCAAAAUAUAAAAUGUUUGGUUUUGGACAGUCCAUUUUUGGUUUUGGAAGAUGUAGUGAUAAAUUUAAUAAAAUUGAAACUCCACACUCCAGACAUCAUCAACAAAGGAUUGUAUGAGUUGAUCAGAAGAAGCAUUGCAAAAUUGUUCCAGUUUCAAAUAAGCAAGGUCCAAUUGCCUUUACAUUUAAACAUCACCUGUCCAAUGAUACUGUUGGCAUCAAAGUAAGACCAUCUGAUUCCUUAAUACCAUUUUGAUUCCAUCUACAAGGGAUAUGUUGGGAACAAGAGAAUAGUGGCCUUGCAAAACAAUCACAACGAACAAAGAUCGACUGAUAUCAUAAAGACUAUCAUUGGAUUUUGUCAAUCCAUGACACCGCAAAGUCGAUUCAGUCCAACCAAAUAUCCAGAUCGUCUUUUGGGGGAUUUGGAUGAACAAAAAUACAUAGCUACUGGGAUUAAGAUCAAAUAGAAAAUCAUGAGAAAUUAAUCAGCAUCCACUCACACUAAGAAUUCAGCUUAGAUACAGAAGGAUAAAGCAUUGAUGUAAUUGUCCAUUCUUAAAUGA